Schizophyllum commune H4-8 is the source of this 1146-nucleotide messenger RNA. RefSeq lists its product as uncharacterized. The transcript is spliced from 4 exons. The record is from RefSeq and is a predicted model, not a curated record. The coding region runs from base 1 to 1146 and encodes 381 amino acids. NCBI's taxonomy places the organism in Eukaryota, Fungi, Basidiomycota, Agaricomycetes, Agaricales, Schizophyllaceae.
AUGGCCUCGUCCUCGGCCUCGCAGGAUACUCUCAUGCGUGAGCCUACUUGGACCGCUGACGAGAAUGAUGAAGACGUCCGCCGAAUGGUCAUCUCCCCCGGCAUGAUCGACCAGAAGGCGGACGUGCACCGGGACGCGCUCGGCCACUCGUACCACCAACUGCCCGACUACCAUGCUCUCUGCUACGUGACGACGUACUCGAACAUCUACGAAGCGUGCAAGGCUAGACCGUGCGACCGCAAGACUGGCGAGAAAUGCUUCUUCGGGGACCCGUGCUUCACGAUCUACAAGUGGUUCGAGCGACUGGAGGCCGCGACUGGGGUCUCGCGCAACGAUGGCGCCUACGAAUUCGAGUCAAGGGACGGAUUGCCGAAAAUCAUGAUGGUCAUUGCAUCCUCGGAUAAUGUGGAGGCCCUUCCGCGCCCCGCGGCGCGCAUCCAGGCGUUCAAGGAGUUCUUGCGCACGAAGAAGGAACCAAUGGUGAAGCAGAUGCAUCCUAUGGAAUCUGGUUCUGACUGGCACAGAAAUUGCCCAUCGACUAUCGAAUAUUCGUCCUCGACUGCGGACACAAUCGCGCGGACCGUGCGCGCAGAGAGCCCAGUCAUGAGUAUGCUUAGAGGCACGUUCUACGCUCAAUCAUCCGUGCACACCUCACACUCGAUCCUCAUAGCAUCCACCUGGACGUGCGACGAGAACGACGAAGAUGUUCGACGCAUGGCCAUCUCCCCCGGUUUGGUCAGCCAGAAAGCCGACGUACGCUGCGACUCGCUCGGUCAUCAUUAUGCGCAACUCCCCGACUACCAUGCUCUCUGCUACGCCAUCUCGUACACCAACAUAGUCAAGAUGUGCAAGGCAAGACCAGUAGAUCGUAGUGGUCAGAGGUGCGAUUACGGCGACGAGUGCUUCACCAUCUUCAAGUGGUUUGAGCGCUUGGAGGCAGCGACCGGGAUAGUGCGCGGCAGAGGGCUGCAUGAAUGCGAGCUCAAGAACGGGCAGCCAAUGAUCAUGAUGCUCGUUGCGUGCUCGGAUAAGGUGGACACUCUCUCGCGACCUGCUGCUCGCAUACGAGCGUUUCAGGAGUUUUUGGGAACCAAGAAAGAACCGAUGGUGAAGCGCUUCGUGCAGCCUCGGCUUUACAGCGACUGA